AUUUCCUAGUUAGCUGGGGUGUUUAGCUUGCUAGUCGGUGCUUGUCAGACACCAAGCCACCAAGGCUUUUUAUUUUUAAAUUAUUAUUAUUAUUAUAAUAUUCGUAUUAUUUUUGCUCUUUGAGUGACAUGUGUUUGCAAACAUGCCGCCGUGAACCGAGAAGCCACAGCUAAAAAUAGCAAAUAAAAUUGUUUUUGUUUUUUUUUUUUUUUUUUUUAAAAAGGCUUCCCCUUUAGCUGAAGCCAGGUAUUAGCAGGCUAACGACAUACACCAGUCAUGGAGUUCAACAAAUUGGUGACCUUGUGGAUACUUUUCCUGUGUCUCAUUGGAGAAAGUUGGACUGAGAAACUAAGUUCACCUACACCGGACAGUCAGAUUGUUGAAAAUGGGGUGUCAGAUUUUUGUCGCAUCGAUGAGCCACUAUGCAAGGAUGAGAACGCCUUUCUCAGCUACGAAGCUAUCCGUAGUAUCCACAAGCAGAUGGAUGAUGACGCAAACGGCAAUGUAGAUGUGGCAGAGACAGACGGCUUCCUGAGAGAAGAUCUGAACUACCAUGACCCCAAAGCCAAGCAUAACAGCUUCCAUGGGGAUGACCAGUUCAUCAGUGUGGAGGACUUGUGGAACGCAUGGAAGAUUUCUGAAGUGUAUAAUUGGACAGUGGAUGAGGUGGUGGAAUGGCUCAUCACCUAUGUGGAACUGCCACAAUAUGUAGAUGCAUUUCGCAAGAUGAAUUUUAAUGGAAGUGCCAUGCCAAGGCUUGCUGUAAAGAACACCACUCUGACACUCUCUAUUCUGAAGAUCCUGGAUCGCAGCCAUGUGCAGAAGUUACAGCUCAAGGCUUUGGACACUGUAUUGUUUGGAGCUCCUCUGAUGAAUAGACAUAACCACUUGAAGGACUUCAUGCUGGUAGUGUCAAUAGUCAUAGGCAUGGGUGGCUGCUGGUUUGCCUACAUCCAGAACCGCUACUCUAAGGACCACAUGAAGAAGAUGAUGAAAGACCUGGAGGGCCUACAGAGAGCUGAACAGAGUCUGCAUGACCUGCAACAGAAGCUGCAGAUCGCCCAGGAGGAGCACCGUACAGUGGAAGUGGAGAAGGUGAACCUGGAGCAGAAGCUGAGGGAUGAGAUCAAUGCAGCCAAGCAGGAGGCCCAUCGACUGAGGGAGCUGCGGGAGGGCACAGAGAACGAACUGAGUCGGCAAAAGUACGCUGAAGAAGAGCUGGUACAGGUGCGCAUGGCAUUGAAGAAAGCAGAAAAGGAGUUGGAGUCACGGAGUGGCUGGUCUCCACCAGAGUCUCUCCAGAAGUGGCUGCAGCUCACCCACGAGGUGGAAGUGCAGUACUACAACAUCAAGAAGCAAAAUGCUGAACGGCAGCUCCUGCUGGCCAAAGAAGGGGCAGAGAAGAUAAAGAAAAAGAGGAACACUCUCUUUGGGACUUUCCAUGUGGCGCAUAGCUCCUCUCUGGAUGAUGUUGACCACAAGAUACUGGCAGCAAAACAAGCCCUGGGCGAGGUGACAGCUGCUCUGCGGGAGAGGCUUCAUCGCUGGCAGCAGAUAGAGAUCCUCACCGGAUUUACCAUCGUCAACAACCCAGGCCUCCCAUCUCUGGCCUCAUCCCUCAACCUUGAUCCCACCUACAUGGGUGGCAGAGCUACACCUCAGCACUUCAUCAUGUCUGACGACAUGGACGACAUGGACGAGGAUAUCGUGCCUGGAACUCUGCAAUCUCCCAGUAUGAUGUCCCUGCGCCAACGCCACAUUGACCCCCAGCUGGCCAUGGGCUCCCAGAGGUUGGUAGAGAGCUGCCUGUUGGCGGGGCAGCAGGGAGAGGGAACCCCAUACCCAUCCAGGUCUAGGGCUACCCUCAGACAGUCACGCAGCCAGUCGUUUGGGCAGCUCGAAUGUCUCCCUCUACCUCCUCUUUCCUCAGCUGUGUCUCACCCUUCCAUCGUAUUUACCUCCAGCCUAAACCCUCAGCCCCCGUCCUCCUUGUCCGCCUCUUCCUCCUGCUUACCCAGCUCUGUGGGUGGCAGUGUAGCCCCUCAUUCCUCCCACAUAUACCAUGCUUCCUUCCAGCCCAUGGACCCCAUUCCUGAUUUCACCUUCUCAGAUGUCUCCAAAGCGCACUCCUCGUGCAGCGGCAGCUUUGGGGACCUAAAUCGCUCCGACUCCGACUCCUCCCUGUCCCUCUCCCAAGUUGGUGAUCGGCUAUCUGCAUACAGCUCCAAAGCGCACCUAAUCAAGCCCACCACUCUCAUGCACGGCCUGUCCGGUCGUGCAGAUGACAUCAUCUCACUGCAUGCUCAAACCCCCAAUGGAGGUAACCGUAUUCAUGAGGUCAAUCCAGCAGAGCCCAUCCCCGACAGCCCCAUACUCAUGAAGACGGUGUACGGCAUGGAGAAGUCGCCCAGCCUGGGAGAGAUCAACAGCCUGUCAGAGUCCUCCCGCUCCCUCAGCCCCAAUUCCACUGAACCUGACACACCGUCACCAACGGGAGGAGGGCAACCAGGGGUCGUGGGGGCAAAGGGCAGCACCCGCAUCCCGCAGCUGUCCUCCAAGAAGAGCCCGCUGGAGGAGGACAGUGGCUCUACAGGAGAAGACACAGAUUCCACUGCCAGCCGCAAGAAACAUACCUUCAAGAUCUUCAAGAAACAGAGGAAAUAAGGGCUACAUGAACUACAGGCUGUCAAAGCUGUUUGACUGUAUUCCUCUGGUCUGUUUUCGAAAAAGAAAAGUUUUUGGUGUUCAUUAAUUGUCAGAUGAUGGCACAAGUUGUUGCCGUUUCGCUUUUUUGUAGGUACAACACCUACUCUGAGUAACUGGACUGUGGGAACAACCAGCUGUUCAGUUUUAUCUGCUUAUUGGGUCAAUGUUGAAUAUAUGGGGAAAUGGGUAGGUUUGUAUAUUGGAAUGUAAAGUAUUAUUUAUUCUGCAGGAAAUUGUGCCAGUCUCAAAGGGAAACGUGUCUCCCAGUUGGUUUUUCUUUCUUGUUCUACAAUCUAUAACAUUUUGCAUGUCUUCACUUUUGUCCGACUGAUACUCGAAUGCUCUUAGUGUUUGCUUGGUUCCCGUCGUUAACCUGCUUAGACAACACUUGAUGUUUCUUUUCUUACUACCUAACCACCUAGCCUACAAAUCCAAAGUGAAUGCGCACUCCUUUUUUCCACCAAGUACUUUGUGUUUUUAUUGAUGGUUACAAGUUUUUUUCUUUCUUUUGUUGUCUUCUUCUUGGCAGAGCAAAUGACACAGUCAGAGGAUCCUCAAACAGAAGAGUCUUAGUAGGAAACUCGGACUAUAUUUGUGACUCAAAAUUCCCUUUUGGCUGUUAAAGAAAUGUGUCGUUUGAACACAGCACAGCAAUAGUAGGUACUGAGAUGUAGAAGUGAAAAAGAAUAAUGGAUUGCAAAGGCUUAACAAUCAUUUGCAACCUGAAUGAUAUUAACUUGUAUACAAAAGACAGUUGGACAAGAGGAAAAUAUCCUCACAAAAUGACACAGUGACCCAUCACAGUGCGGCUUUAGACCUUUUGCUUUAUUUUUAGUAUUUAAGGUUGAGUGCAUGUGAGCAUGAGAGAGUGUGAGAGCAGUGCUUUGCUGAAAUGUGCAGCUUUUAAACAACACCAACAAGUCGAACAAGUCUUUUUAAGACCCUGGCUAAUGUACGUAUCCUUUCAUUAUUAGGCAGAAAUGUUAUCAAACACAUAUUUACCAAAAUGUUAAACAUAACAGUCUGAAAAUACCAGAGUAACUGUGUGAGAAUGAGCUUUUAAUCUGUGUAUUAAAUUUAAAGAGUAUUCUUUGGAUUAAGUUUACAGUAUAUACAAUGAAAAACAACAUAUUUAUCAAAGACGUUAACACAAAGCACAUUUUUAUUCACAGCUAUUUAAAAAAAAAAAAAAGGACACGACUAUGUUUUGUUUUUGUAGAUUAUACUCAUAAUAAAUGGGAUGUUGGAUAAGUAAAAUCCAGCAUUUUCCACUAAUUGUAUAUUUGAUGAAUGGGGUGCGAGUUUAACUUGGAUUUUGGGUCUUGCUAUCCUCCGUCUUACCGUUUCUGUUUGACUGAUUAUUUAGGUGGACAAUGAAAACUUCACAGCAGUUUGUCAGCGAGGCAUGGGUGCUGGUAAGGGCUAUAGUUACAAGGCAAACUCAUUUGCUCUGUAUAAGAUAGAAAUUUUCAAGUUGUAACCGCUUUGUAAUCCACGUUUUUAUGGAAGAUUUAGCUCUAAAAGUUCUGGAAGCUGAAGAGCAAUGUCAAAGUGCCAAAUCCCAAUUUCUGUCAGAGGCCUUUGUAUUUGUAGUGUGUUCGGUCCUUUGAGCCCCUGUUACACAGAACUCAAAACCCCGAUAUAUAUAUAUAUAUAUAUAUAUAUAUAUAUAUAUAUAUAUAUAUAUAUAUAUAUAUAUCCUGAGUUUAAACACUGAAUGUCCAAGGGUAUCGUUUCUGUAACCGUAUCCUCAGUACAGUAUGUUUACAUUUGUUACAGAUGAUUACUACAACAAAGAACAUUGUGCCAGUUUUAAUAUUGACAGCUUCAUACGAGCACAGAACUAUGCAUCAGUAGUUGUAGGUGAUUAGAUUAUGAGUAGUAGGGACACUUAGGGCGUUCCUGACCAAUGAACAACCAAAAAGUGCUGCAAAAGACACAGUCGGCCUCCCCCAGCCUCAUAAUGUAACAGGUGGUUUGGAUGUUUAAGACAUGUUUAAAUAUUUUACUUUAGAAACCAGUUUAAAAAAAAUAAUAAUAUAUCAAUUUCCUACUGGUAGUUUUUUAAAGUGUCAUUUGUACCUCUUUUGCACGACAGAGCUGUAAAUGGAUUAUGCCAUCUGAAUGUGUGCGAGUGCGUGUGUGUCGUCUGCUCCCAGUAUAAUGCACUGUAAUGUUGAUGCAUGUCAACUGCUGUAACAAAACCUAUAUUGGGUUAGAAGAGUGGAUCAGCUUAAGCUCUUUACUCCCCCACCCUCCUUUUUCUUUCUCUUUAUUUCGGGCUUCUAUUUAUGAAUACAAACAGUAUAUUUGUACAGAGAAAAUGAUAAUUUUGCAUCUUCUGUGAUGGUCUAGACUUUUAUGGCACUCCUGCAUGAUAGCAAUAAACUAUUUUGAAUGAAA
Molecule: messenger RNA, 5109 nt
Organism: Dicentrarchus labrax (European seabass)
Lineage: Eukaryota; Metazoa; Chordata; Actinopteri; Moronidae
Gene: stim1a
Product: stromal interaction molecule 1a
Exons: 13
Coding region: 277-2664 (795 amino acids)
Biological process (GO): store-operated calcium entry; activation of store-operated calcium channel activity; intracellular calcium ion homeostasis
Cellular component (GO): plasma membrane; endoplasmic reticulum
Molecular function (GO): calcium channel regulator activity; calcium ion binding; protein binding
Source: RefSeq, a predicted model, not a curated record